AUGGCAGGCUUCUUACAACAAAUCGGAAGCGAACUCAAAGAAUAUCAUAUUUCGCACCUUAUCCUCAUCGCUGUCUUUCUCGGUAUCGCAUAUCCUUGCCUUCAUGCUCUAUACAAUCUCUAUUUUCACCCGCUUCGACAUAUCCCAGGCCCCCCACUAUGGAUCGCGUUCCCAAUUACGAGGACGAUUGGUAUGGUCCGGGGAAUAGCUGAAUUCCAAGUCCGCGAAGCUCAUGAGAAGUAUGGCGAGGUUGUUCGAAUCUCUCCUAACGGAGUCUCCUUCAUCAAUCCGCAAGCCUGGAAAGACAUCUACGGACAUGGACAUGCAGAAUUUCCGAAGCACUAUCCCAAGGGGAUCAAUAUGGACACCAAAAAGAUUAUCUCGUCCAAUGCGUCAGACCAUUUCCGCUUCCGACGAGCAAUGUUGCCAGCAUUUUCCGACAAGGCCCUGGCGCAACAAGAGCCACUCAUCAAAGUUUAUGUUGACCUAUUGGUCGAGAGAUUGCGAGAAGUGUCCGAGUCGGGCAAGCCAACUGAUAUGGUCCAAUGGUAUAAUUUCACGACUUUCGAUUUGAUCGCAGACCUUGCGUAUGGUACCCCUCUGCAGGGCCUAGCUGAAGGAAAAUCAAAUGCGUGGCUCGACAAUAUCUCCAAGUUGAUGAGAUAUAUGCCUGUCCUGGUUUUGAUCGGUGUGGCGCCCAUCUUGGGUCUGAUUCUCAAGCUUGUUGCUGGAUCUCAGGUUCGUAACUCACAGGCUAACCACCUUGCGCUUGUUACCAAGCUUGCCCACGACCGUAUCUACCAUAGGAAACAGGCGGAUAGAGGUGACUUUAUGGAUUAUUUCAUGCGCUCACGUGGUCAGCCACACGAGCUGAGUGAUGCCGAACUGAUCGCGAACAGUGAUCUAUUGAUGGUUGCUGGAUCAGAGACAACUGCAACGCUCUUAAGCGGGGCGACAUACUGGCUGCUAAAGACGCCGCAUGCGCUCAAGAAGGCCACAGAGGAAGUUCGUAACGCGUUCCAGUCAGAAGAAGAAAUUACCUUCCAUGAAGUCCGCACUAAACUACCCUACAUGGCUGUCUGUUUGGAAGAGGGUUUGCGCCUUUUCCCUCCUGUUCCGAUGUCUCUGUCCCGUUCGGUACCAAAAGGACCACCUAUGCAGAUUGUGGGCUUGACAAUUCCCGAAAAGACUGUCGUUGGAGUUCACCAUAUGUCGGCUUACCACUCAGAGCUUAACUUCCAUAGAGCGCGGGAAUAUAUCCCAGAGCGAUGGCUCCCUGAAUCCACCACGAAUCCGGCCUCGCCAUUCUAUAACGACCGUCGUGACGCUCACCGCCCCUUUUCCUUUGGACCUCGGGACUGUAUAGGCCGCAACCUUGCAAUACACGAGAUGCAUUUGAUUAUGGCUAGAGUCCUAUGGAAUUUCGACCUGGCUUUAGAUGAUAAGUCUGGAGACUGGCAUAACCAGAAGAUUUUUGGACUUUGGGAGAAGCCACCUUUGGAGGUUGUUAUUAGACAGAGAAAAAUCUAG
Messenger RNA from Daldinia childiae, 1530 nucleotides. RefSeq names its product Versicolorin B desaturase. Bases 1 to 1530 code for a protein of 509 amino acids. The record is from RefSeq and is a predicted model, not a curated record. Gene Ontology annotation, molecular function: heme binding; iron ion binding; monooxygenase activity. Lineage: Eukaryota; Fungi; Ascomycota; Sordariomycetes; Xylariales; Hypoxylaceae. The transcript has 2 exons.